Molecule: messenger RNA, 3685 nt
Organism: Dufourea novaeangliae
Lineage: Eukaryota; Metazoa; Arthropoda; Insecta; Hymenoptera; Halictidae
Product: DNA ligase 1-like
Exons: 11
Coding region: 1-2115 (704 amino acids)
Biological process (GO): actin cytoskeleton organization; muscle structure development
Cellular component (GO): filamentous actin; stress fiber; adherens junction
Molecular function (GO): muscle alpha-actinin binding; actin binding
Source: RefSeq, a predicted model, not a curated record
AUGGCUGUCAACGUCAAAUUCACGAAAUUCGACAACACACCAUGGGGAUUUCGAUUGGCGGGCGGAAGCGACUUCCCGCAGCCACUGACUGUCAUCAAAGUGACAGAAGGAUGCCUCGCGGAAUGCAUGGGCUUGAAGGUCGGCGACGUCGUGGUCAGAUUAAACGACCAGCCGAUCAGCAGUUUGACCCACGGUCAGGCGCACGAAGAACUAAUGCGAGCGGGCAAUAAUUUUGUUUUGGGCAUCCAACGAGAAGAAGAUCCCCUGAAGGCUCUGGAGGGGCUGUCCGAGGAGAACAUCGUUCCGUACAAGAUUCCUCUCGCAGACCUGCCGCCGGUAUUCCCGGAGCAGAUCUUGAAGGAGGAGACGGUGAUCGAGCGGUUCGAGGAGAUCACGUGCGAGGAGAAGCGGCUCGAGGAGGAGGCCAAGCCAGAAGUGGAACCGCUCCCGGACAAGCCAAAAGACGAGAACAGCGAGAUCGUGCCGAAUCAGAAUCUCACGGACGACGAGAUCGCUCAGUUGAUUCUCGAGGAGGAGGAGCUUCUGGACGACAAAGGAGUACUAGGGGUUAACUUUAAGAAACUAAGACCACGGGCGACGGUAUUGAAGCAAUCAAAAGUGAUCGAAGAGUUGCAGAGUCUCGCGACAGCCGAACCGCCGUUGGUCGAGCAGCUGAAACGCACCUCGGUGUUUCUGCAGAAACCCCAACGACCGAUACCGGUGCCCCGUAAGAAGCAGGAGGAACAAGAAGUGGUCGAGGUCGAGACCUACAGAGUGGUGAUAAAGAAGCAGAAGAAAAGGACUGUGACCGAUCGUCUGCUGGAGAAGGGACUGCUUAAACCGGAAGACGAAAAGACUCCGGAGCCCCCGACUCCCGAGGCGACACCGUCGGCGACCCCAGAUCCAGGCUGCCGAUCGGAUCAGGAACGCGAGCCCGAGUCGCGACCGGAAUCAAAGGCGGAAUCGUUGAAACCGGGGGAUAGCGAGACCGGGCUGCGAUCGGAAGGGACUGUGUCCUGCGACGAGGAGAACGCCGAGCAGGAAGCUUCCCGUGAGGAGAUCAGCCAGCACUCGACGCGAGAAACUGUUCUAAACGAAAUCGAGAGAGAGAUGGCAGACGUCGCGUCGAAGGUCGACAAAGAAAAGAUCAAGGAGCUGGUCAGCACGGAGAUCGACCUGGAGAAGCAACUGGAGAACGUUCAGCGACAGCUACUAUCGUUGAAGCAGCUACCGAGCGAGAUCGAGAGCCACUUGAGAAUCGUCUCGGAGCAACUGCAGAUGAUCAUGCAGCUGAGCGGCGUGCAGAACGGCGCCACCGCCAACAACGAGCAGCCGUCGUCGAGAGGUAAAAAGCCUCAAACCGACGAACGAUGCGAGGAGACGAAAGAAUCGGAGGAGGAGCACGAGGAGCAAGAUGAACACGAUGAAACGGAGGAACAGGACGAGACCGACUUCACCGAGGAUUUCUCGUACACCGCGUAUUACGACGAGCAACAGCAUCAACGGAUCGUCGAACAGACCGUGGAGGAGGAAGAGGAAACCGAGACGCAGGAACUGGAGGGAACUUUGUCGGUGAAGAGCGAAGAAGGCAGCAGAGUGAAGAAGUUUGUCGUCUCGUACGAGACGAAAGUUAUAAAGUCGCCGAGCCCGGCACCGUCUCACGGAAGUUUCGAACCCGAUCCAAAACUAUCGCCAAAAGAUCAAGUUAUUCAGGAAUUGCAGCAGAAAAUGCAGAACAGAGGAAGGAGAUCCUCGCAGGAUCUGUGGCCGCAGGCUAAGCAAGUCGAGCUGACUCUCGGCCGCAGAUGGAGGUGUCCGAAUGAUUUCUUCAACGACGAAAUGAUCGCCGAGGUGCUGUCUUGCCAGGCGGAAGUUAUUCGAGGCAGAGCCCUAGGAGUCAACUUUAAGAAGUACGAGAAGACGAAUCUGCCGAACUACGAUCACCUAAUGAACUCGAGCGUGUACAAAAUGAUUCAUAAGAUGGACCGGGAACCGAAGAAGGGAAUUCCAGCCAGACCCGCCAAAGUGAACGCCGCGGAAGACAUAAUCGAGAGGGUUAAAUCUCCAGCGCUGAGCGUCGCGGACGACAGGAGUACCCGAAGCGUCAGUCAUUAAACAUACAAGGACGACGACGAAAGAAGACAAGAAUUAUUUCUCUCGGAUCCGAGAAGCUGUAUAAAACUAAGAUGAAUACGUGCGCUACGACCGAGAACAUGAAAUACAAGUGUAACGUUAAUUAUUAUUAAGUACGUGUGCGUGUCGCAUAUACAUGUUUCCAAGUGAAACUGCAUUGUCAAAUUCGUUACAAAAGAUUAAGCGUUAAUAAAAGGAUUGAAUCUUUUUUUCGUAAACCGCUGUGCAAUGGCACGAUCGUUGGCAUUCUUUACAACUGUGCAUCCCAGCAUUGAAUCGGCCCAACCUUCCUUCCGGUACCGGUACGAAUCCAUCGAUCAAUUUCAUUUCUUCGUCGAGAUCCAAUACUUCUUGGAUCCACUGACCUCUCCAUGAGAUCAUAAAUUAUGGAUCAUCUCGUUCACCUGCAACCACGUCUCUGGUUCCUGUCCCGAAAAUCCACGAAUCUCCCGCGAAAUUCCGUGGCUGAGGAAGAAGCGCUGUUUUCAUCUGGGUCACGUCUCUUUAGAUCCUCCCGUGUUGACGCAACGAGGCCGAAUGACAGCCGGUGUUCCACGCAAGAUCCUUUCGCGGAAUCGGAUGUCCGUGGAUGAUUACUACUAGCUGACCGAACGGAUGAGUCGUUCGCGCAUACUUUCACCUUUCCGGUGUUUCCGCGGCUCUGUUGCGUUGACCGUGUCCCCGUGUUCCAUGUGUCCCCCCGCGUGUCCCCAGCAUGCGUACGGGAGGCUGAGUCACUUCUGCUUUGUGGCCAACGAACGUUCUUUCUCCUCCUCCUCCUCCUCCCUCUUUCUCUGUCCUCCCCGCGGUGGUCGUCCCGUGGCCCCAGCCACCGAGAACGUGACGUCGGUCCCGAGCAAUUUAUGUAAAGCAUUCUAGGCAUGAUUCACGAACUAGUUCGCGCCCUCGUGACCGCCACCAGCGCAGAAAAUGCAGUCACACCGCCUCGACACCGACGAAAAUCACGAGGUUCAUCCGCCUCUACGUUCGCGAGACGCCGCGAUGUGCAACACUCGGAUAAAGCGUUCUCCCGAGGCCCUCCACGUUACAUACAUACACCGACAUCGGUUUCCAGUCACGAUCUAACAAUCUUCGGGCGACAAUCGAUCAAAGUUCCCUCUCGACGGGAUGUUAACGGACUCGCUUGCAACCGGGGUAGCACGCUGACGGAGCACGGAUAGGCUCGCGACUCUUGGCGCCUGUUAAUCGAUCGAUCGUCCUUCCGAAUCCAAUCGCGAAUGAAAUAUGGCAGUGAGGGUAUAUAUUUCAUGGGCGGAUAGUGUACCUGGCAAGGUGCUUCGAGACACCGGGAGCAAUAGCAGAAGGUGGAGCGGCAGGAAUCGGAAUUGUUCGUGGAGGAAAGGUCGACGUCGAAGGACAGACUGAAGUAUCGAGACCACCAUCGCCGUUGUUAUAAUGCCCUUCCUGUGUACGUUUACCAGCUUGGUCUUCGCCAAUAUUUUCAGCGACCCCUUUUUCCAGUUUUUCCCUCUCCACCUCCUUUAUUUUAAAUCGUUUCAGGUCCAUCGUUUCCAAUAUGUUUCAAACGCUU